GAGAUGAAUCCGGUCAAGUGCGAGUUGUGCAAGAAGCAGUUCCGCAACGCCGGCGUGCUCCGGUACCACCACUGUCCGAAUAAAAAGGCCGCCCCCAAGCCCGCGCCGCCGCAGUACUGCCAGGAGUGCGAGCUGCACUUCUCCAACCACGCGCAGUACAAGGCGCAUCUCCAGACCCUCAAGCACACGCCCAGGGACCUCUACAAAUUCCAGUGUGAAGUGUGCAAGAAGAGGUUCCGCACUAAGCACUGGAUGCGCGACCACGUCGACUGGAUACACCACGGCCUGAAAAAGUACUCGUGCUCUUGCUGCUCGGCGUCGUUCGGGGCGUUCACGUCGCUGCGGCGCCACGCCGCGCGCAAGCACGAGCAGCGCGCCGCCGCGCCGCGCGACACGCACGUCUGCGACCUGUGCGGGAAGACCUUCAAGGUGAAGACGUCCCUGGAGGAACACCUGCUGACGCACUACGGGCUGCGGCCCUUCGUGUGUAGCACCUGCCCGGCCGCCUUCUCGUACCGGGCCGCGCUCUACACGCACACGCGGCUCAAGCACCGAGGGGGGAGGAGGAAGAGGCAACAGCCAGGCGAAUGGACGGACGACGGGGAAAGAGACAGCAACAAGGGACAGAAGGAACAAGAAGAUGACGAGCAAUCGGAUGAAGAUGAAACUCCUCAAUACUUGGAAUUAAAUUUUGAUGACUGA
Molecule: messenger RNA, 702 nt
Organism: Cydia amplana
Lineage: Eukaryota; Metazoa; Arthropoda; Insecta; Lepidoptera; Tortricidae
Product: myoneurin-like
Exons: 5
Coding region: 4-702 (232 amino acids)
Biological process (GO): regulation of transcription by RNA polymerase II
Cellular component (GO): nucleus
Molecular function (GO): DNA-binding transcription factor activity, RNA polymerase II-specific; RNA polymerase II transcription regulatory region sequence-specific DNA binding
Source: RefSeq, a predicted model, not a curated record